UGCUUAAAGCAGCGGGGAAAAGAACAGUAAAACUGUCAGGAAAAAGCUAUCAUCCAACAACUGAGAUAUGGCAGAAAUGAAGUCGAUAUUCCGUGAAGUUCUUCCAAAACAAGGACAGUUGUCUGCAGAAGAUAUAACCACACUGGUGUUGUGUAAACCCAAACUUUUACCCUUAAAAGCUCUGACCCUGGAAAAACUGGAGAAAAUGCAACAAGCAGCACAAGAUACAAUUUGGCAACAUGAAAUGGCAGAAAAGGCAAAGCAGAUAAUCCACUGAAUGAUAACACUUCUACAGAAUACCCUCCUUUACCUACUAUAAUAGCAAAAAAAUAAUCUGUAUGCUGGAAGUAGUAUGUUAGGAAAGUUGAUUCACAUAUAUAAUAUAAAAAUACUCAACUAAUAAGACUAGUAUUGAACAUAAACUAUUAUUGAAUAUAUCCAAUUUCAAAAUAUUGAACCCAAAUUUUAUGAGUUUUACCCAAGUUUUUUGAACAGCAAAUUAUUGUUCCCAAUUCUUAUCACUGUCAGUUUCCAGGUAACAUUCUAGGCCCAAGUUACAAAUACAACUUUUAUAUUCAGAGACUCUACACAUCAAGACCAAUGAAUCGAAGGAAAUGGAAAAGUCAAUUUAUGGUGAACAGUAUAAUUGAACAUUUAGUGGUAAAUUGAAUGUCAUAUAUACACACUGACUUUUAAUGAUUAAAAUUUACAUAUUAUAACAUUAA
This is a messenger RNA of Erinaceus europaeus (western European hedgehog), 725 nucleotides long. Its product is annotated as BBSome-interacting protein 1-like. The record is from RefSeq and is a predicted model, not a curated record. Lineage: Eukaryota; Metazoa; Chordata; Mammalia; Eulipotyphla; Erinaceidae. Gene Ontology annotation, biological process: receptor localization to non-motile cilium; cilium assembly. Bases 68 to 277 code for a protein of 69 amino acids. The transcript has a single exon. Gene Ontology annotation, cellular component: BBSome.